Molecule: messenger RNA, 333 nt
Organism: Camelina sativa (false flax)
Lineage: Eukaryota; Viridiplantae; Streptophyta; Magnoliopsida; Brassicales; Brassicaceae
Product: cyclin-dependent protein kinase inhibitor SMR15-like
Biological process (GO): regulation of DNA endoreduplication
Source: RefSeq, a predicted model, not a curated record
AUGGGACUUUCCGACAACACUCACCACCACUUGGACGGCAAAUUUAGCGAAACAACAGAAGGAAAGAAAUUUGUAAUCACCGGAAUCUCCUUACGUUCACCGAAGAAGCCGAAGAUUAGCCUCUCUUCCUCUGCCUUAGACAACACGAAAGACGAAGAUCUCUUGUGUCCAACGACUCCAACGGCGGCUUCCUUUAGAAUACCGAAAGCGUUUACGUGUCCUCCGGCGCCUAAGAAACGGAAAACGUCAUUGAAGUUUAGUUAUGGCGGUGGCGCUAGAGAGUUCUUCUCUCCACCGGAUCUUGAAACCGUCUUCAUACACAGAACUACUUAA